AUGUCCUUGGAGGUGAAGGAGAAGACCCAGGUGCGUAUCGUGUUUCUGGGGGCAGCAGGAGUGGGUAAGACAGCCCUGAUCCAACGCUUCCUCCAAGACACGUUCGAGCCCAAACACCGGCGCACCGUGGAGGAGAUGCACAGCAAGGAGUACGACAUCGGCGGGGUCAAGAUCAAAGUGGAGAUCCUGGACACCAGUGGCAGCUACUCAUUCCCUGCCAUGCGCAAGCUCUCCAUCCAAAACAGCGACGCCUUUGCACUGGUGUACGCCGUGGAUGACCCCGAGUCACUGGAGGCUGUCAAGAGCCUUCGAGACGAGAUCCUGGAGAUCAAGGAGGACAAGCACACGCCCAUCGUGGUGGUGGGGAACAAGGCGGACCGGGGAAAGGAGCGCCAGGUGUCCAGCGAUGACGUGCUGUCGACCGUGGAGAUGGACUGGAACAACAGUUACCUGGAGGCUUCGGCAAAGGAGAACUCCAACGUGGUGGAAGUGUUCAAGGAGCUCCUGCAGCAGGCGAACCUCCCCAGCCGCCUCAGCCCGGCGUUGCGAAGACGCAGGGAGACCUUCCCCAAGGACACCAACUUCCGGCCACCGAUGAACAAGACCAACAGUUGCAUUCUGUCAUAA
Limanda limanda (common dab) is the source of this 627-nucleotide messenger RNA. Its product is annotated as GTP-binding protein Rhes-like. The transcript has a single exon. NCBI's taxonomy places the organism in Eukaryota, Metazoa, Chordata, Actinopteri, Pleuronectiformes, Pleuronectidae. The record is from RefSeq and is a predicted model, not a curated record. Gene Ontology annotation, molecular function: GTPase activity; GTP binding. The coding region runs from base 1 to 627 and encodes 208 amino acids.